This is a messenger RNA of Aedes aegypti (yellow fever mosquito), 1048 nucleotides long. Its product is annotated as protein lethal(2)essential for life. Lineage: Eukaryota; Metazoa; Arthropoda; Insecta; Diptera; Culicidae. Bases 143 to 724 code for a protein of 193 amino acids. The transcript has a single exon. Gene Ontology annotation, biological process: protein refolding; response to heat. The record is from RefSeq and is a predicted model, not a curated record. Gene Ontology annotation, molecular function: protein folding chaperone.
GUUGGUUCAUGACUCAUACCAUCAGUUUAAUCAGAAACACGCAUUCGAUAACGUGGAAGCUACUUUCAAAAACCCAAAGGUUCAACUGUGAAACAUACCAAAUUUGAGAGUGCUAAAGAAGUGAACAAAUAAUCAGAAUAAAAUGUCGCUUAUUCCGAUUGUGUUCCGUGACUGGUGGGAUGACUGCUGGGAUACUCCUCUGCGUACAUCCCAGUUGUUGAACCAGCAUUUUGGCAGUGGAAUUAGUGCAGACGAUUUGCUGACUGCAUUUACCAUGGCAGCUGCUGCUCAAUCCGCCUUGCAGAAUCAAAGAGGCUCUCGCUAUAACAGACCUUGGCGCAAUUCAGCUCUCGCCGCUCGUCAAGAUUCUGGAUCAACGGUCAAGGUAUCCGACGACAAGUUUCAAAUCAACCUGGACGUUCAACAGUUCGCUCCGGAAGAGAUUUCUGUCAAGGCUACAGGCAACAGUGUCAUCGUCGAGGGCAAGCAUGAGGAGAAGAAAGAUGAACACGGAUACAUUUCAAGACAAUUCGUUCGUCGUUACAUGCUUCCGGAAGGACACGAUGCCAACCAAGUGGUCUCGUCGCUCUCAUCGGAUGGCAUUUUGACGGUUACUGCUCCGAAGAAGGCAUUGCCGGAGCCAGAAGGACCGAAGGCUAUUCCGAUCGUCCAAACAGGACAACCAGCCAAACUUCAACAUGCUGAGAAGAAAGCUAUCAAAUAAGCAUUUAUAAGACAAACAUAUAACUUCAAUCUACCUCAUCGUAUCAUCACUAUGUGCUUUCACUAUUAAUAUUCAUGUGGUUUAAACUACUACAUUAUUAUCGUUUGCUGUAUUUCAACAAAGGAAAAAUUUUACAAGCAUUAAGCAAUGAUGCUCAUACUAAUUCAAGCUUACUAGCAAAUUAUCUGCAUUAAUCAAAACCAAAUUCUAGAAAAAUAUGUCAUGAACAUAUAGUAGAGAUAUGAGUAUGGAAACAAAAUUAUUGAAGGUUGUAGCUGAAUUGAGUAAAUUAUUGUAUGAAUAAAAUCAGCUCCCUAAAAGAAA